AUGCCUGGAAUGAAGAGAACCAUGAGCAAUGACCGUGUGCUACCUUACUACACAGCACACAGCUACCGCUCCAUGGGCGUGUUCAACACCUCCAUGGGAACCCUACAACGGCAACUGCACAAGGGAGGAGAGUAUGAUAUUUUCAAGUACGCACCGAUGUUCGAGAGUGACUUUAUCCAGAUUAGCAAGAAAGGAGAGGUGACUGACGUUCAUAACCGCGUCCGAAUGGUGACCGUGUGCAUCGCAUCCACCAGCCCCGUCCUCCCACUACCUGAUGUCCUGCUGCUGGCCCGACCCACUAAAAUCGGCGAAGACCAUGCCAGACGGGCCUGGUUGAUCAAGGGGAGGGGUCUUCUCAAGCCUUCGAAGACUCUAGAGCUCACCAGGUUGCUUCCCUUGAAGUUUGUCAAGAUCUCCGUCCACGAUCGGGAGAAACAGCAGCUGCGCCUGAAGCUUGCCACAGGCCGAACUUUUUACCUGCAACUGUGUCCCUCCUCUGAUGCACGAGAAGACCUCUUUUGCUACUGGGAAAAGCUUGUCUAUCUCCUGAGGCCACCAAUGGAGAGCUGCAGCAGUAGCCCAACACUUGACACGGGAGAUGCAAAAAUCUCAGAGGACAGCAAAAGCCUUCUUGCCUCCCAGGACCAAGGAGAAGGGGAUCAGGAGUCUGGACAUCAAAAGCUUCGGGAUGUGUCAGGAGCUACCUCAGCUGCAUUUGCAGGGGGAGAGGGAACAAAACAGGGUACUUCAGUUUUUGCAGCCACCAGAACUCCAGGGUCUGCCAAAGUGGGAGCAGCAGGGGCAGCAGGUGGCACGGCAGUUGCAGCAGUAACAACAGGCUCUCUGGCAGGGGCAGCAGGUACGGCAGCCACCGCAGGUGUGGCAAAACCAGGGACAGCUACAAGCUCUGCCUCGGGUGCUGUAAGUAUGGCUGCAACCAAGUCUCCAGGCUCAGCCCGAGUGGCCACAGCCCUGGCAGGAACAGCCACCAAAAAUCAAGGAAGAGGUGGAUCCAACAAGGUCAUAGCCGCUGCUGCAAACAUAUCCUGUGAAGGGGUUGAUGUGGUCUUGGCAGGAGCUGCUAGCACCUCCUCAGAGGUCUCUUCUGGAGGGGGUGUUGUCACCACCAGCCAAGAGAGCACCGUGAGUGUGGUCUUUGCAGGCACCAUGACGACCGAGGGGCCUGCAGCUGAAAAAGAGGAUCCUCUGGUCAUGGCCCCUCUGGUGUCAACCUUGCAGAGCGAAGGCUACAUGUGUGAAAGGGAUGGAAGCCAGAGAGUUUCCCAAACCACCCCUGAACUCCAGAAGGAGAAAAGGGAAAGAAGAGAAAAGGACAGAAACGCCAGCAGGAAAAGUUCCCACCACCGCACGGCAGGUGCGAAUCAGCACAGCACGAGCAGGGAUAAGAACCGGAAAUCCUCCUCCCACCGGUCUGUAUCUGGCCAUGGAAAAGCAAGGGAGGAUAAAAAAGGAAAAGGGCAAAGCAGCUUAAGGGGCAAGAGGCAUGGCUCGGCUCACAAAAGUCAGUCCAGGACGGCUCACAAACCCAGGAAGAGUCGAUCAGGAGCUAGCUCAGAGUCUAUGGGUAAACAUUCCAGUAAAAUUGGCUCUUUUUUAAGGAGCUUCUUAAUAAGGCCUACUUCAAAAGCUUGGGUCACCUCACGUGAUAGAAAAGGGUUAGACAUUGUUGCGAAGAAGGUGGAGAAGCACAACAUGGAGACGAAGGUGGAGAAAGGCAAGGACUUAGAGAUCAUGAGCACAGUAACCUCGGAGACAACAGAGAGGAUCAUCUAUGAAGCCAAAUCCUUUGACUAA
Messenger RNA from Nannospalax galili (Upper Galilee mountains blind mole rat), 1815 nucleotides. It is a transcript of the gene Garin3, whose product is annotated as family with sequence similarity 71 member B. The record is from RefSeq and is a predicted model, not a curated record. Gene Ontology annotation, cellular component: nucleus. Bases 1 to 1815 code for a protein of 604 amino acids. The transcript is spliced from 2 exons. NCBI's taxonomy places the organism in Eukaryota, Metazoa, Chordata, Mammalia, Rodentia, Spalacidae.